CCAGUGGCGGGAUUUUUAUAUGGUGAAACUAAGUACGUAGGCAAACGCUACUCUUCUCUGAAACGUUACUGCAUAUGAUAUGGACGCGGACGAGCUCCUGCACAAUGCCAGGGCUCUCGCGAGGCACGCGGCGGAGUGCGCGCGCGUCGUCCCGCCGCAGGCCGCGCUGGGAAUGCGAUGCUCGGAGGCCGCGAUGGGGCAGCUGCUGGACGAGUGCGAGGAGCAGUUCAGCCAGCUGCAGCAGCUGCAAAACGAAAUCACCAUGACAAAGUCUGAUUCCCUUGAAACCUCAAGAGACGAGACUGUGAACCGUGUGAACGCUCUUGCAGCAGAGCUAAAGCAGUGGAUGGAAACUGAACCAAAAUUGCUGUCUACAAACUCUGAAAUAUUGCUUACAGUUGGAAAAGAAGAGUUGUUGCAGCUAAACACACAACUUGAGAUGGUUUUCUCUUGUUCUCAAGCAAAGAGGAAUAAACUGAAAGAAGUUUUAAAAAGUGAGCAGAAGUGGUUAGAAGAAAAAAGAGAGGUAUUAAUGGCUGUCACUGAACAAGUAACUGCAUUGCAACAGGAAAACGACAAGUUAUCUGAAACAAGUGUGCUGCAUGAUAUGAAAAAGAAAAUCCAAAAAGUAAAAGAAUACCAGGAUCAUUUGCUGGAUACAUUAAGUGACGUCCUGGAGGAACACUUUCCACUUCCUCAACAGGCAGGAAAUACAAACAAGAAGAAGAAGAACAGUUCCAUGGAACCAAGGAAAGAUCUUAUUUCACUGCACAAUAUUCUUGAGCUUCUAAUGAACAAAACAGUGGAAACGCCACAUGAACCUUAUGUGGUCAUUGAUGAGACGUUUUGGCCUCCAUACAUAGAGAUGCUGCUUCGAUAUGGAAUUGCCUCAAGGCAUCCUGAUGACUACUGCAGAAUUCGGUUGGAAGCAUUUUAUUAGAAAUUCUCAAAAAAACAAAAAAGAAUAAUCUAGCCCUUGUUCAUUUAUCAUGUCAUGGUCAUUGCUGUUUCAUGUGUUUUGAAAUGAUGUGCAUAAAAUGUACUUAGGUGGUUGCUUUUACAGGGGAUUUGACCUUGAAAUAUUAUAUUCUACUUUUACAUUUCUAUAUAUUCAUCCUAUAUGUGUUACA
Messenger RNA from Scleropages formosus (Asian bonytongue), 1130 nucleotides. RefSeq names its product centromere protein K (gene cenpk). Lineage: Eukaryota; Metazoa; Chordata; Actinopteri; Osteoglossiformes; Osteoglossidae. Gene Ontology annotation, cellular component: nucleus. Gene Ontology annotation, biological process: kinetochore assembly; mitotic sister chromatid segregation. The record is from RefSeq and is a predicted model, not a curated record. The coding region runs from base 80 to 940 and encodes 286 amino acids. The transcript has 11 exons.